This is a messenger RNA of Drosophila virilis, 2463 nucleotides long. It is a transcript of the gene qkr54B, whose product is annotated as quaking related 54B. Gene Ontology annotation, molecular function: mRNA binding. Lineage: Eukaryota; Metazoa; Arthropoda; Insecta; Diptera; Drosophilidae. Gene Ontology annotation, cellular component: nucleus. The record is from RefSeq and is a predicted model, not a curated record. Gene Ontology annotation, biological process: regulation of alternative mRNA splicing, via spliceosome.
CAUUGUUUUUCGCGAACGUGCAGCCCUGUCCAACAACCAAAACUAAAUUGCCAGCCAUUGCAUAAAAAAACAUAGAUAUUCCGUGCAAAAACGUUUAAAAUACAUUAAUAAACGGAAUAAUUGCGUGAUGCGUAGAUAUUGAGCAAAACGCUAGCGAAAAACUGUCGAAAAUUAUAUACGCGAGCAGCGUUCACGCAGAAUAAGCGAAACAUUCAAGAAAAUGCAAUAAAUCUGCUGUGAGGGUCAUUGUAUAUCCAUUAGCCAAAUCAAACGCGGAUUGCUGCCUCUUGAUUCACACGUAAACAUGACCGAAAAGUACGACGGCAACGGCGACUAUUCCUCGUACAAUGAGGAGGACAGCAAUGAGUAUGGCGGAGGCGGUGGCAGUGUUGGUGGCGGCGGCGGCGGCGGCGGCGGCGGCGGAGGCAAGCCGCGCAAAAGUGUGGGCAGUGGCGGCGCCCACAAUGGAGACAGUGGUGUCCACGAUCAUCAUGGCGGCCCCGAGGGCAGCGCCAAUGUGCAGCUGAAUGAGAAGGCCAGCGAAUACAUACGCGACUGCAUGGCCGAGAAGAAUCGCAUGGACAGAAAGUUUCCAAUUGCCGAGAAGCUGUUGGAGGGCGAGAUUGAAAAGGUUCAGACCACCGGACGCAUACCGUCGCGGGAGCAAAAGUACGCCGACAUCUAUCGCGAGAAGCCGUUGCGCAUAUCGCAGAGAGUUUUGGUUCCCAUACGCGAGCAUCCCAAGUUCAACUUUGUGGGCAAGCUGCUUGGACCCAAGGGCAACUCGUUGCGUCGCCUGCAGGAGGAAACGCUGUGCAAGAUGACCGUGCUAGGCCGCAACUCGAUGAGGGAUCGCGCCAAGGAAGAGGAGCUGCGCAGCUCCAAGGAUCCCAAGUAUGCGCAUCUGAACAGCGACCUGCACGUCGAGAUAUCAACAAUUGCGCCACCCGCAGAGGCAUAUGCGCGCAUCGCGUAUGCCAUGGCCGAGCUGCGCAAGUACUUGAUACCGGACAGCAACGACAUCAUACGACAGGAGCAGCUGCGCGAGCUAAUGGACAGCACCAGCCUCAACGAUAACGACAACACCAAUACCAAGAACAGCUAUAAGAAGAUGCCGCACAUGCAAAACGCCAGCGUUGGUGCCAAUGCCAUGGCUGGGUCUGGGCCUGGGCCGGGCAAUGCUGGAGGUGGCGGCGUGGGCAUACCUAAAAAUGUAGCCCAUCACAGUUACAGAGGCUCCCAGCAGACGUCGUUUAGCAAAAAUGUAUUGGCUCCUAAACAAAAGGUUAUGUCGAUUCUCGAAAAGGCCAGAACAGCAAUGGACGAAACCUACGGUCGCGGUUAUGACGAUGGCAUUGCCUAUGAUCCACAUCAGUCCUACGACGCCUACAGCUAUGCAUCGCAUAGCGGACACGGACACGGGCCCCACGGGCCGCCCAACAACAUCUUGGGCGGCGUUGGCAACAUCAGUGGCGUCGGUGGCGGAGCACGCGGUGGCCACUACGAUACCCAAGAUUAUGAUACGGACUACACAAGACGGGACUACUACCAGCACUCACCUGGAUAUGCAGGUACUUAAGAUAGGUUUUCACACUGAUGAGGCUGGCCUAAAUUCAAAUCAUAAUCGCAGUCAUGUUAAUAGGUGAAAUUUGCUGGGAUCUAGCAACGCCAGCCGCGAUGGAGAUGGUGUGAGAGGCACAACCAGUGCGACAAGUCCUAUACCGAAAACCCACAAUCUGAUCAGGAAAGCCCAAUUUGGUAACAUCAGCAAAAGCAAAAACAACAAAAACAACAGCAGCAACACGUUCGUGCCAAGCUAUGAUAAACAUGAAAACAAGCAAAACAACAACAACAAUAACAACAACAGUGGCGGCUGCUUACAGCAGCAGCAGCAGCAACAACAGACACAACAACAUGCCCCACAACAAUCGAUGGUACAGCAACAACAUUCACAGAAAAAAUACCCACCGCACAACAGUUACAACAACAAAAACAGCAACAAUAACUACAAUCACUUGAAUAGAACAAAUUAUAACAAUUCCAUCGAUGCAACAACGACGACGUUAUCAAUAGCUUCUUGUACACUGAACCAAACGGAUCAGGCGAAUGGUCAAACGAAUGCUGCAACUGGCCGCAAUCGCACCAUCCACAACAACAACAACCACAGCAGCAACAACAACAACAUUCACACAUUAGGCAGUAAAAACAAGAACAACAUGCAAAACAACCAGAACAACACAACAACUGUUACUGCGCCCAGUAUGCUAUUAGUAAGCCCUACUUAUCCUACGCUUCAUUUUCGCGAGAUUCCGUUCUUGCCAGUGCAGUUUUUCUAAGCCACAUUCAAAUCUAACAGAUACAAUAACAGCAAAUACAGCAACAAAAUACAGAUAAACAAUAACAACAAAUCAAGAGACAACAUCACAAAUACUUUGUACACUAAGAGGGAAGAAUAUUUACAAA